AUGAUGCAGCCUAAAUUAUGGUUCCUAUUGUGGCACAAUCAUAAGAAAUUGAUGAUGAAGGAAUAUUUAAUCAAAUUUCUAAAACUCUUUGCUGGUAUUAAUAUUUCAGUUCAUCCAUUGAUAAUUCUAAUCAAAGGUUUUCAACUAAUGAUAACUAAUGAUGAGCAAAUGCUAUUUAUAGUUAAGCUAUACUACUUUUUAGAUUGCUUACUCAUCAUUGAAUAUCUCAUGGUCAUCAUCCUGUAUUUUUCAUUAAUAUUUCGAUGGAGUUUAAAUGAUUAUUUUUGUAACCCAACAUCUAUUUAUUGUGCUAUGUUUACAUGUACAAUUUUUGAAAUAUUUGAUCAGGACGUGAAGAAAAAUUAAAUUAAUUCAGUAUUUAUAUUUAUGACAACUUUUUCUUGGCAUGCGUAGCUAAUAAUACUAAGCGUGAUCAUUCAUAUAAUCAAUUGA
Messenger RNA from Paramecium pentaurelia, 453 nucleotides. The record is from the annotation of a GenBank genome assembly. NCBI's taxonomy places the organism in Eukaryota, Ciliophora, Oligohymenophorea, Peniculida, Parameciidae.